Strongylus vulgaris is the source of this 750-nucleotide messenger RNA. The record is from the annotation of a GenBank genome assembly. Lineage: Eukaryota; Metazoa; Nematoda; Chromadorea; Rhabditida; Strongylidae.
CUUGUCGAUGUUGCUAGUACAGUAUCCGAAACCGUUGUCGAUGGUGUGAAAGAAGCAGCCGAGCAAGUCACUGAUAAAAUGAAGGCUAUGCAGAAUCGAUCAAGCCUCAUAGAAGAUGAUGAUGAAGAGCGUCCCAUUAAAUAUGAACAGACGGAUCCCAUCAUUGAUACUGUGCUAGAAACCGUUGCUAGUGACUCAGAACGCGUUGAUCAUGCUAUAAGUAAUGGUGGUCCAGGUAUGGAGGGAAAGGAAAAUGGCAAAAAAGGUCAUGAGGUUGACGAGGAAGGCUUCCGUGUUGCAGCAGAUUCUCACGAUACUCGACUCUUCCUUCCACCACCGUCUGCAGCACGUGGUAGAGCCCCUCCAGUCCCACAUUUGACGCGGCCACUUUACUUUGAGCUCGCGACUGUUCCACAUUUCAAUGGAAAAUGUACUCUUCCGGAUGAACAGAGCGCCACUGAGUACUUUACAAACAUAAGGUCGGCUAACUACAUUUUACACAGUGAAGACAUCUCUCCAGCUGUACUUGACGGAUGGCUUGCUGGCAAGAAACAUUGGCUGAAUAACGGUCAUAAGUCGCGCAUAAUACCCACCAGGCAUCAUAGCGCUCUACAGGCGUUUGUCACUCAAAACGCAGCCCAGUUGGAGGAAUAUGGUCUAGUAGUGAAUUCAUCACUAGAGAAUAACACAAUUUCGAUAAAUACAGAAGAAGGACGGGAGGAUUACCAUAUGAUCAAGAUUGAACUCUAA